CAAAGAAGGUGAGACAAAGAGCAACACACUCCAAACAUUCCAAACACACUCACAGAACACUCACCGCGGGAUGGCUCUGCGGGGGUGGCACUGCAAAGGCCGCCCCGCGAGACCCUGCGUGGCUCUGGCGGUGGCGGUGGUGGUGGUGGUGGUGGUGGGUGGGGGUGUCGGCGCGUGGGAGGCGGGAGGCACGGAUGGAGUCAAUAGUACUACCCAGGCGUCUCUGCACGGCCAGCAACCCCGCGCCGCAAGGAUUCUGUCAGGAGCCGCCAAGGAGGAGGUGCGGCGCCCUUUCGAGCUCUCCACCAGCCUGGGAGUGAUCGCCGGUGUGCAGGAGAUUACUGAACUGCCCCACCGCUCCUUCUUCGCCUUCAGGGGCAUCCCAUUCGCUGAGGCCCCGGUGGGUAGGUUACGUUGGGAGGCGCCGAAGGAAACCAGUGGGCGGUGGGCUGGAGGGUAUCUGGACGCCACCCAGUACCGCCCCUUCUGCCCCCAGUACGAUCCCAACACCCGUCAAGUGCUGGGGGAGGAGGACUGCCUCUACCUCAAUGUGUACACGCCCGUCCUGCCCCAUCAAAGCCCGGCUAAGCUCCCUGUGUUGGUGUUCCUGCACGGGGGCGGCUACCUGAUGGGCGCCGCCUCGUCCCUGGGCCCCCACAAGCUGCUCAGGAAGGACAUCGUGCUGGUGACGGUCAACUACAGACUGGGGGCGCUGGGGUUCCUCAGCACACGGGACACCACGCUGCCGGGGAACUACGGGGCACUGGAUCAGGUGGCGGCGCUGCGCUGGGUCAGGAUGCACGUGGACCAGUUCGGCGGCGACCCCACACGCGUCACUCUGGGUGGCUUCUCCUCCGGCGCCGCCCUCGUGCACCUCCACCUGCUUUCCCCGCUGUCCAAGGACCUCUUCUCGAGCGCAAUCAUGAUGAGCGGGGCCGCCAACUGCCUAUGGUCCGUUGCGCGCUACCCCGAGACUGGCGCGUACCUGCUGGCGGAGGACUUAGACUGCUCCUCCGCCUCCGUGUAUGCCAUGCGCGAAUGCCUCAAGGACAAGACUGCGCAGGAGAUCGUCACGGCGCAAGCUGAGAGACACCGCUACGUGUACUGGCCCAUGCUGUAUCGCCCCGUGGUGGACGCCGGGCUGAGGGAUGAGCCCUUCCUGCCGGAAUCUGUGGAGAGUCUAAGCGCCCGUCCCCCGUUGCGCCCCGCCGUGCCUCUCUUGCUGGGGGGGGUGCCGAAGGAGGGUCUGCUGUAUGCUCUCACUGCUAUAGUGUUCUCUGAGGGCGGCACGAACCCAAAGGAGCUGUAUGAAGAGGCGGCCUUGUACACGGUGGAGUCACUGUGGCCGAAUACUACCACCGCAGCAGCCGUGGCCGAAAUCGUGGCAUCCUACUAUUACUCCAGCCACGCCAGGCACGACCUCAACACCCUGGCGGAGGAAAUGACGGAGGCCUUCACUGACUUGCUGUUCACGUCAUGCAUUUGGGAAGCAGCUGGUCUCUACGCCGCCUCCGCCAGAACUCCAGUCUAUACGUACCUGAUGGAGCACCGCGACCCCGCCUCGCCCUCCUACACGGCGCCGCUUUUCAGGCCGGCGGAGGGUGCGGGAAUGGCGGGCUUGGGGCAAUCUGACCUGCUCUCCGGCGCUUCACACGGGGACGACCUCGCCCUGCUCUUCACGCUGCCAUACCGCCUCGGCACGCCAGGCCCUCGAGACCACCAGAUGUCCCUGUUGCUGACCGACAUGUGGGCAGCCUUCAUGUACACCGGAUCUCCACAGGAAGGGGAAGCCAGCCAGCUGCCGCCCUGGGAACCCCUGAGGCCUGGCGAGCCCGUCCUCUACUAUACGAUAUCCUUCAGCCCCACUAUGUCCUUCAAGCCCUUCAGGAACAAGGAGCAGAAUCUAUGGCACCAGACUCUUUAUCGUGUGGACUCCAGAUCUGAGGUAUCAUAUGCAUUCUCCGUGGCUACAUGGGCACUGCUGGCCCUGGUGUUGUUACUGGCUGUGGUGAUAGUGUUGGUGUGUGUCAGUGUAUGGAUGCUGCGCCGCAAAGACAAAUACCCAGGUGGUUCCCUGACGCUCAGGCACAGGAUCUCUCGCAAUCCUUCCAUCACCGGCUCCUUCAACACCUAG
Messenger RNA from Scylla paramamosain (green mud crab), 2134 nucleotides. RefSeq names its product carboxylic ester hydrolase-like. The record is from RefSeq and is a predicted model, not a curated record. Lineage: Eukaryota; Metazoa; Arthropoda; Malacostraca; Decapoda; Portunidae. The transcript has 12 exons. Bases 71 to 2134 code for a protein of 687 amino acids.